AGAAACGAGCUGCUGUGGAUGGAGAACCUAACAAUGGCGAUUCCUCUCAAACAGCCGAUUGUGUUUGAACUUGAAGGCUUCUAUAUACCUCCAGGGUUUGGCCCUUUACUGUUCUUCCUGGCUCUGUUUACCUACAUGUUGGUGUUGCUGGGCAAUGGUGUCGUAGUAUCUGUGAUUGUUAUUGACAAGAACCUGCACAGACCCAUGUUUGUAAUGGUGUGCCACCUGCUAGUCUGUGAUCUUUUGGGGUCCACAGCUGUGCUGCCUGGUCUCAUGAUGCAGUUCUUGAUGGGACAGAAGAGGAUUGCAUACAUCCCAGCCAUUGCCCAGGCCUUUUCUGUGCACACAUAUGGGGUAGCAAUGCAGACUAUUCUGGGUGUGAUGGCCUACGACAGGUACAUUGCAGUCUGUGAGCCUCUCAGGUAUCACGCCAUCAUGACCUCGGCUCGGCUGCACUCCUGCUGCGCCCUGGCCUGGUUGCUUGCUCUGCUGCUUGUGGCUGUGCUCUUCAGCUUCCACAUGAAUGUCCCGUUGUGUGGCAGAGUCAUUCUGCAUGUUUACUGCAGCAACCGGGGGAUCCUAGGCCUGGCUUGCAUUCCCACACCUGCCGGUGACAUCUAUG
Messenger RNA from Neolamprologus brichardi, 622 nucleotides. The record is from RefSeq and is a predicted model, not a curated record. NCBI's taxonomy places the organism in Eukaryota, Metazoa, Chordata, Actinopteri, Cichliformes, Cichlidae.